Fusarium pseudograminearum CS3096 is the source of this 486-nucleotide messenger RNA. RefSeq lists its product as uncharacterized. The transcript has 3 exons. Gene Ontology annotation, molecular function: phosphatidylinositol binding. The record is from RefSeq and is a predicted model, not a curated record. NCBI's taxonomy places the organism in Eukaryota, Fungi, Ascomycota, Sordariomycetes, Hypocreales, Nectriaceae. Bases 1 to 486 code for a protein of 161 amino acids.
AUGUCGACUGAAUCAUUUCUUCCAGCUGGCGCAAUCACACUUCGUGAUAAUGAGGCGAGUGACCUCGAUGACCGCAACAGUGCUUGUUGGGCCAAAAGUGUUGAGAUCGUCAACCACACCGUAGUUAACGGCAGUGCGACAAAUAUCGGGGCUUUUGUGGUGUGGAAUAUACGUGUCGAAACUCUCAAUGGAAGUUUCAUGAAUAUUCGGAAACGUUAUUCGGAGUUUGAUGAGUUUCGAUAUCGGCUGGUGCAGACCUUCCCCGGCUUCGAGGCAGCUGUUCCGGCUCUUCCGCCUAAAAUUGGUCUUUUGUGCUGGUACCAAGUCGGAGUUGUCACUACGCGGCUUCUGUUGAUUGGGAGGCCAAGACAGUACCAAGAUUUGGCAUCGAUGGGGAAGAGAGUCAAGACUCUAUCAACUCCAUACCAGUUGUCUGCCAAGUCGGUAGCAGCUGCGCUCAGCGGCAUGUCAUUGCUGGGCGUUUGA